UACAUAAUUAGGUCAAACUUGUAAAAGAAAGUUCAAUGCACUAGUUUCAAAUUAUACGUUAUAGCAUAAAUAUAGCAUAUACUUACAAGAAAUUAUAAAAUAAAUAAUACCGUAAACGUACAAUACUCGUAGCAUAUGCGUAAAAUAAGUUAAAAAAAAAUUAAAAAUGAUUGUUAAACUAUCUAUCUUGGUUUUGUGUUCAGUUUUAGGAUUAAAUUCUUUAUCUACAACACUAAAUCCUGUUGAUUUAACUGAAGCAAUUUCGGACACUUCAGCAAAUGAUCUAGCAGACAAUUUAAACUCAAUUCCAUCAAAACAGGAACCUACACCUGUUGCACCGCCAUGUCCACAAAGUCUUUGCAAUAGAAUGAAUAAUGGCAAAUACGAAAUAGUUGGCUAUCCUCACGAUUUUGUUCAAUGUUCUAAUGGGGUAGCUUUUUGUCAAUCAUGCUGGCCUCAAAGUUUAUUUUUUAGUCAAGCUUGUAACCAGUGUUUAUACAAAAAAGAAGACUCUUGUUACACAAAAAAAGCGUGGAAACCUCAGUCUACUUACCCAUGUCCAGAUGCCUGCCCAAGUAAAGGACCUAACUUUUCAGGAAAUAUUGCCGACAACGUUUCAAACGGAGGCGCUGGAAAUCCGUAUCAAUACAUUGGUUGCUGGAAAGGCGUUACUCAAGGGUGCGUUGUUUGCCCAGCAGGUUUAAAGUUUAACGAACAAUCAAACGCUUGUUUGUUUGAUGGAAUCUAUCAAACUAAACCUAAUUAAAGUUCUAUUGUAUUUUAUAGCAUUUAAACUGUAGGUGCCAUACGACCAAUUAGACUUUGUAAAUGUAUAAAAUGUUUUUAAAUUAGAAUUUCAAUUAAACUUUUUUCGAAUA
Messenger RNA from Hydra vulgaris (swiftwater hydra), 878 nucleotides. RefSeq lists its product as uncharacterized. Lineage: Eukaryota; Metazoa; Cnidaria; Hydrozoa; Anthoathecata; Hydridae. The record is from RefSeq and is a predicted model, not a curated record.